This is a messenger RNA of Raphanus sativus (radish), 1334 nucleotides long. RefSeq lists its product as uncharacterized. The transcript has 7 exons. Bases 83 to 1147 code for a protein of 354 amino acids. The record is from RefSeq and is a predicted model, not a curated record. NCBI's taxonomy places the organism in Eukaryota, Viridiplantae, Streptophyta, Magnoliopsida, Brassicales, Brassicaceae.
AGCAUUCUUCAUCUCUUCUCUCCAACCAACCAACGAACGAACACACAGACUCGUUACUCUCUCUCGAGUAUUAUCUUCGCUGAUGGAGCCUGCACAGAUCGAUUGGAAGCGAAUCGAUUCUCGUUUUGUGGAAGACGUCUUCUACGAGCACAUCCGAGCUCCCAAAUGGUUCGACUUCUUGGCCCCUAACCAUUUAGAAGACUCCGUUGACGACGACGCUUGGUUCUGCAAAUCUGAUUGUAACCAUCCCAAGAGACCUGAGGACUUCUUCCAAACGCCUACUUCUUCCAAGCAUCCGAGUCUUAGGAAAACGAAUCAGACACCAGGAGGAUCUAGUACAGAGCAGAAGCAGAGGAGGAGGGGACAUGAUGAAGAGAGUGAGAACCAGAAUCCAAACUCAGCCACGCCUCCAAUAUCAUCAUGGCGAGCAGCACUUAAGUCAUCUUCCGCCAAGAAGAUGAGCAAAGAGACACCGAAGCUAAAGAGCACGCAAUCAGCCAGGAAUCUAUUCUCGGGGAGAGAUAUAUUUGGACAUAUCUCAGAGUUCUGCUACGAGCUGAAGAGAUUAGCCACGAGGGUAACUGAGAGAGGAGAAGAUACUACUACUGGGAAGGAGACUCUGACUCAUCAUCAGCCUUACUCUGUUCAUGAAUUGGAGUUGAAGAAGGAAAGAAAGCCGUUGCUGGAAGUGAGGAAAGAGAAGGUCCAUGAAUCCUCCACAAACACCUUUAAAGAGAACCGUAGAAGGAAGAAGAGAGUGGAUGAUGCGGAGAAUAUUCCUGUCUGUCUUAAUGUGGAGACUGUAGUGAAGAUGAAAGGAGAGGAGUGUAGAAGGAUUAAGAGAGUGGAUGAUGAUGCAGAGAACAUCCUUACACCUCUAAAGCUUGGUGGGAAUGUAAAGAGCAAAGGACAUGAGCGGUUACUGCAGCAAAUCAGAACAAACCCACCAUCUCCUCAGUGCUUCUCAGAGAACCGGACUGCUUCUUUGAAGGCCUUGAGUACCCCCAAACCUACGGUUGAAGAAGUGGUGAAGAGAAAGGAGGAAGAAGAGCAGAGCAGAGAGAGUAACAACAACAACAACAACAACAAAGAAGGGAGGGGCUUGGAUGUUCUCUGGUUCUUAAAGCCUUGCUCAAUGGCCAACUAAAAACUCUAAAAAGAAUUUUUACCAGAUACUUCUUCUUAUAUAUUUGAUUCAUUCUUUUGUUUUAAAGUUCAUUUCAUUUUUAAACUGUCACUGAUGAUCUUGCUCAGAGAUUCAUCAUGUAAUCCCGAGCAAUUUUGUAUCAUCAAUCUCACCUUUACAUACAAUAAAUAAAAGUUGUUUAAAUAAA